This is a messenger RNA of Cladocopium goreaui, 1371 nucleotides long. Lineage: Eukaryota; Dinophyceae; Suessiales; Symbiodiniaceae. The record is from the annotation of a GenBank genome assembly.
AUGGCUGCAAAGCAAACGGGUAAGCGUAAACCUGCGCAGGUUGAUGACGAGCAGCAGGUGGAUGCAGAGGAUGAGGCCGAGGAUGAGGCAGAGGGUGAGGCAGAGGGUGAGGAGGAGUGUGCGUCAGAGCCGAGCCCGAGAGUCAAGGAAGAACUGGCAGAAGCCAGCCCAAACAAGCGCAGAAGGACAAGCAAGGCAGAGGUUCCAGAGGUAGAAAAGUCAGCCGCAAAGAAAAAGAAAAGUAAGAAGGAUGACAAGGAAGACAAUGAUAAGAAUGAGAAGAAGGAGAAGAAGGAAAACAAAGAGAAGACUGACAAAGAGAAUGGCGCAGAGAAGGUUCAGGCCAAGAAGAACGAGAAGAAGUCUGCCAAAGACGACAAGCCAGAGAAGCCACAGGCAGAAGCCAAGGCACAGCCUAAGAAGAAAGUGAAGGCGGCCGAUUUCUUCAAGAAUUGGAAGGUUGAGGCCAGUGACGCAGAGCCAGGGGACGAGGAGCAAGAAACCAAGAGAAACCGAGUCGCCGCAAUGGCGUUUAAGCGGUUGUUCCCUGGCUUGCCUGCGCACGUGAAGGAAGAGUGGCAGCGGGUCAACAAAUCCGUGAAGCGGGUGGAAGUGACCCAAUGGCUCAUGUCCCGGAUGCGCAAGGUCGAAGGAAAAUGGACGUUCGUGCUCGAUAACUCUUCGAUUGAGAAGAGCCGCCGAAGGCAUGACAAGGAACACUACGGCAACCUGAACCGUGCGGUGCCUCGUUUCAGGGCCAUCCAAAAGUGCGGGAGCCUUGACGCCUUGAAGGUGGCCCUGCAGAACGGUGAGAUCCGUGAGAUCAAAAGCAGUACCACUGGGAAAACUCUUUACCAGUGGGAGGAGGAGGUUGUCAGUAAAGGUGUUGAGAUGGAUCAUGCCACUACCAUUGGGACCGGUUCUACGGGCAUCGGUUCGGGUGUGUUUGAUGGGCUGUGGGCUGCGUUGGAUUUUUCCAGCUUGCAGCCUCAGGGUGCUUCUCUCACGGCUAUGGGUUCGGGCCUUCCGACGUUCCAGCAGCCAGCUUUGGGCUUUGGUGGUAUUUCCCAGCCACAGGCGCUGAGUGUUGCCUCACAGAGUUUGAAUGAGUCGGCCUCGGUGAUUCAAAAUUUGACGCGGAAAGCGUCAAGCGGCUCGCGACUGGCGAACGAUUUGUUGAAUAGGUUGAAUGCCUCCUAUUCCGCUGUACAGCGCAGUCACAGCAUUAUGACGCAGGUCAAAGUGACCAGGCGUGGUCCGCCAGGCAUGCAGUUGAAUCAACAGAAUGCCAAGGCGAUGCUGCAACAGGCGUUCGAUCAGUUGAAGGAAUUGUAUGAAGCGAUUCAAGUCGGCAAAUCUCUUGCCCGCUGA